AAUAUAGUCUGGUGGUUGGUGAACUCUCCCCUCCAUCUUGGUACGGCCCGUUGCCUAGGUGAUUGCAGAAGCCAAUCUACUCCGCCACGCCUGUCCUCCUAGGCGCUUGGUUUUCUCGUCGCUGCCAGCUCUAGCUGCUGGUACGCAUGGAUUACAGCAACAAUGGGACUGAUGAAGCUUGAGGAUCUGCUCUUCAUUGCCACACAAGUGCAAGCAGAGCUGUGUUUCGUGUGGGACAUCAUGUAGGAAGGGCAGCUGCUUCAGUUCAGUAUUUUCUCAGCUGAGGAAAUGGCUUCAAAGUUACUGAAGAUGGAUCACGAAGAGGUUUUGACGGAGCUGGACCAAAUUUCUAAGCGACUUCAGGGGGAUGGCUUGCCUCCGGAGGCUAAUGCGGAGGAGCGGCAGCGGCAUUUAUGGCAGCAGCUGCUCGGCGCUGAGGCAAAGCUUCAGUCGGUCUCAACAGAGCUGCAGACCUUACGUACGCAGCAGGCCAAUGAAAUGAGGGAGUUGGAGAGCUAUGUAGCACACAUCCGGACGCUACUGGAAGAGCGUGAGUGUCUGACUGCAGAGUAUGAGAGAGACAAUGAAGACUUGCGAAAUGAACUUCACCAAAUCAAACAUCAGCAAGAGAUCCAGAGCAAGGAGAUGGCAGAGAUGUUGUCACAGGAAGACCUGGGGGAGAUUGGUUUGAGUAGCCCCAGUGAGCAGGUGGCUUACUUGCUGGUGGAAAGGGCCACUCUGCUGGAAAGGCUGGAGGCUGCCGAGGGGAAACUGGAAAGUCACACUCUCGCUGUUAACACCAACAAUAGCGACCAUCGGGAGUACAUCCAAUUAAUGGGAGAGAACCUGAGGCAGCAGAGGGAGGAUAUGCGCAAGACCAUGGACCACAUGACAAAGCAGUGUUCAUCCCAGAGUCCGUGGAGGAAGCUGUUUGGCCUGCGCAGGUCUGCUCAGAGCAAACACAAUAUGACCCCUGCCCACAGUGAGGAGAUUUCUAGGGAGCAAACUGAGCGACAGCGCCUAGAACGAGACCUGGAAGAGGCAUCCAGGAGGCUGGCGAUGGCUCAUCAAGACAUUCGCAGACUCAACAAUGAGCUUGAUGCAGCCAAAAACAACGACCGAGACCCUUGUGAUGUGAUGAAGCUGCAGCGAGCCAAAGAGCAAAAUGACAGACUGGAUGCAGAGAACAGAACUCUCAGGGAAAGAGUACAUGUCAUAGAGUCUGAGAAGAAAAAUCUCAUGGAUCAGGUGACAAAAUCUAAUACAGCCAAAGACGACUUAAAGAGCAAGAGCAGUGAAUCUGAAAACUGUCUCUUUUCUGUGCCAGCCCAAGAAAAGGAUCAGAUUCAUAAACGGUGUCAGGAAGCGGUGGAAGACGGACUCGUGCAGAUGAGAGAGCUGCAACGGCAACUCCAGAGGCUACGCAAAGAGCAGGAAGAGCUGGAGGAGAGGAAUGAAGAGCUGGAGGCGCUGUUGGGGGAGGCCCAGAACGCCAGCAAGGAGGAGAGGCAUCGCCAUGAGGGAGAAGUGGAGGGGCUGCUCAGAAGGAUUAAAAGCCUAGAGGCAGAGCUGAAAAAGCAGGAUGCCCAAGACAAAAUACUGAAAAAUGGCGAGGAGGUGAAGACCACUGAGUCCUACCUACACGCUCACUUGAGGGACAGUUCCCAGGAGAGAAUGGCUCUGCUGGAGGCUCGUCUGACUGAGGAGAAGGAGUGGAGGAAACAGCUGGAGUUAGAUCUUACUGCUGCUCAGGCUGCCCUCAAGAAAGAUAAAGAGGCUUUGCAGAUAGGCGAGCGAGAGCUGAAGAAACUGAGACUUGAGGUCAGCGGUCUUCAGACCGAAUGCCAACAGGGGAAAACUCUGAUCAAAAGUCUCACCCAGGUCAAGGGAGAAAAGGCAGUUCUAGAAGAAAAGGUGGCCCAGAUGGAGCGUGCUCACAGCAGACUCCAGAGUGAGCUGGAACACUACAAGGAUAGUAAGCAAACACAGGGAAGAAUGAUGGAAAACAGACUUCAGGCUGAUCUAACACAGGAGCAGGUUGACAGCCUCAAAGUCGAACUCAGCAGCCUCCGAUCUUCACACGACACUCUGAGGGAGGAGAUGGCCUCUGAACGACAGAAGAUUGCUGAGCUCCAGGCCGAGCUGAGCAACGCUGUACAUCUGAAGUUAGAGGCUGAAGGAAAAAGAGACCGACUGGAGCUCGAGGUCCAGCGGCUCAAUAAGCAGCUUCAGUGGCAUCAAGAGCAGCUAUGUUGUGCAAAGGAAGCACUUUGUUGCAGCCAGAAGGCUGAACAGCAGACGGCUAACACAGGAUCAAGGUCGGAUUCAGGGGAGAAAGAAAGGGUUGAAGGUUUGGAUCAGCUUUCAUCUCUGAAGAACGAAAUAAAUGUUCUGGAGGAUAAGUUGGAAGCAGAGCGGCAGCUAGCCACUCAGCACCAAAUGGCGCUUCAGGCUCAGAUUAAUGAAGCCCAGGCCCAUAUUAAGUCCCAAGAUUCAGUGCUGAGCCAGAAGGCAGAGGAGGCUAAACAGAUGAAGCAAGACGUGCAGAGGGCCCAGAGCCUGUUCACCUCAGCUGAGAAAGAGCUGCGCUACGAGAAGGAAAAGAGCAUGGAUCUGAAGAGACACAACACUCUGCUGGAGCAGGAAAAACUCAAACUUGGUGCUGAACUCAAGCAGGCCCAGUCCAAGCUGGUCCAGGUGGAGCAGAAACUCCAAACUCAAGAUGCAGAGUGUGAACGUCACCAGCAGAAAAUCAGAGAAUUGGAGAUGCAGCUCAUACGCAGCAGCACAAAUGGCAGCACCACCGCUAGUCUGCAGGAGGAGCUGCAGGCCGAGAGGGCGCGGCUCAUUGCUGCCGACAAGAAGGUGUUGGAGCUCCAGCAGCAGCUAAAGAACGCCCAGCACCAGCUACGAGUCGAGGAAGCUCGGGCCGGUGAGAGCAGCCGUCUGGAGAGGGACAGCAGGGAUCUGUCUGACUCUUUGUCAGCCCUGAGAGCCCAGCAGCAGGAGGAGCACAUCACCAGGAAGCUUUUAGAGCAACGUGAAGAGGAGCUGCAGCAGCAGGUACGCUCGCUUAGGCUGAAGGAAGCUUCCCUGAACAGGACAAACACGGAGCUCAGCCACCGUGUCCAACAGCUGGACACCCGACUGUCCAUUCUGGACGCUGAGCUUAAUAAGAUCAGAGAGGAGGCAAAAACCAGCCAGAGAUCACAUCAGAAACUGCAGGAAGAUCUGGUGGUCAGUCAGCAGGAGUGUGAAAAGUUGCAGGAGGAGCUGCAACAGGUUCUCCUCCAACUAGAUGCACGCAUUAGGAAGUACCACGAAAAACAAAGUCAACACAAGACCAAACUGCACCAGGCCAAGCAGGUUUUCCUAAAGGCAACAGCACAGAGAGACUCUACCAUCCAGAAACUAGAAAACAAUCUGGCACUGGCCUCCAGUCUCUCCUACAAGGAGAAGGAGCGGAUCAAUGCAGUAAUGAUAGAAAACGAGAAGCUGCUGGAGGAGAAGCGGGAACUGUUGCGCAGGAUAAAUGAGGCAGAGGACAUGGGCAGCAAAGGCAUGAGGACUGCCUCCGCAGUCCAACACAGGGUUAAUGUCUUAGAAGUGGAAAACAGGCAACUGCAGGACAGAACCAUGAAGCUCUCCAAUCAAGUCAGCUCCCUGGAGCGUUCCCUGAGGAAUGUCGAGUCAUUCUACAGUCUGGAGAAUGCCAAGAAAAUGUUCCCCUCCGACGGUUUCACGGAAGGAGUCCUGCAUGCAUCCACUCUGAGUCUGACCUCAGGUCCCUGUGAUCAUGUGGACAUCCUGGACGCAAUAUGUCGUGCAAAGGUGAGCAAGCACAUGGUGCUGGAUGGCACAAAGACCUCAGUCUCUACACAGCAGCCAUCUGAGCAGGGAUACCUGAACCUCACUUCCCCGCAGGUUACUCCAACUUCCAUAAAAGACAUGGAAGAGAACCCUGAUGGCAAUGACCAGGUCUGAGAGAAGAUGCAGUUUAAUGGUGUCACUGCCAGACAACGUAUGCCCUUCUGUUUAGAUUAAAACCUGCUUACACUACAGUUUUACUCAGGGAUUUGAUUCAUGUUUGGCUUGCAAGUACUGUAUUUUGUUCCAGUUCCUCAAAGUGAAUAUUUAGCCUUUAUUAAUCAAGUGUUUUUGAUAUGCUUUGUUUUUAAAGGACAACAAUGUUAUGUCAGAUACUUUAUGAGAACCUAACCAAUGCAAAAAUGUGUGCAAAUGGUAAGUUAAUUAUGUUUGUUUUGUUUGUUUGCCAUUGCACAACAAAGCUUAUGAGCAUAAUUGAAAGCUUCCUCUAGUGCAUAUAGAAGAUUGAUACUGUUUGUAAUAUAACACAACAUCAGAAAAAGGACUUCACACCAUUGCUGGAAAUGUGAAAUGCAUUUUUACGACAGUUUUUUUUAAUGAUUAUAUUUGAAUUUAAGCACUUUACCACAUUUUUUUACACAGAUGUUGUUUACAUUAGAGAGGUUGUAGCAGUGGAGUUCAAUCAGUGGGAUAUUAAUGCUUUUUUCCUGGUUCGAUUUUGCAGUGUUUUGAUGCCUUACAUUGCCUAAAGUGUUGGUUAAUGUUGUACUUUUUAAGAAAAAAAGUCCAAAUCUGAUCAGCUUGUUCUUACCCGAUUACAAAUGUAUAACCUAUAUAACUUUCUCAAUGCUGAUGCAUCCAUUUAUGUCUGAUUGGAGAUCAUGUGGUACUUGAUAUGUUUUCUUCUAUUUCUUCUUUGUCUACAGUAAGUUUCCUCUGGUUGUUCUUAUUUUUGCCCACAUGAAACAUAGUUACCUCCAGCGGUCAGAAAACAGCACAGUGUAGCCCCAAGGAGCUGAGGCAGAGCCACAUCAUUCAUUUUACUUGCCUACCUGGGAAAUACAUAUAUAUUUAAACGGUUAUCUUUAAUCUGAGAAUAUUUGUAACAAAAUUAAAGCAAAGGUUUUAAAAAUGCAUAGUAUUAGCCUGGCCUUUUUAUUAAGACCAGGUAUGAUUAGAUAUGAUUACAGCUCAGUUUUGUCAGCUCUUCCUUCAUCAUUUCUUUAGAAUCGGCGUCAUAGCAUGCUAUCUCGCAUGGGUUCCAGUUGCAGUAGGUCACUGGUGUUUAGUGAUGAUGUAACAGAACCAGUCUGAGAUAUUCUGAACCACAGAGAUGUAUCCAAAUUCUGUGAUAAAACUGCCCUGCCUUUAAAAGAGAGUAUAGAGCUGUCUGCAUUUAUUAAGUGUAGGGAUGUGAAAAAAGCAUCUUUUAGUGCAGCAGCAUAUUCUGACUGGAACGUUUAGAAAAAAUACAACUUGCAAUGAAGAUAUAAUUGUUUUUAACAAAACCAGCAGUGAUGCAGUUGUUGGUACUGUUGGCAAUUGUUGAAAGACCCGAAGACGACUUAUUUUCACUUUUCUAAAAGAGUCCACCAGAUUUAGAGUAAGAAAAUCUCCUGGUAUUUCAAAUAACUCAGGAAAUCAUGCAUUCUAGCAAGGUUCCCAGAGCCUUUAGAGGAGAAACAAGUCCGCAGCAUCACAGAUCCUCCGCCAUACCCAUCAGUUGGGCAUGAGGUGCUCUUCCACAUAUUCAUCUUUGUUCCUUAACCUGCCAUCAGAGUCUUGGCAGAAAAGGCGCUUUAAUGGCAUCUCUCCCAGAUAACAGGUUGCCAUCUAGACAGCAUCUAAUGGUUGUUAUACAUACUUGGCGACCCUAAGAUGCCACUCCUUGCUUGAGUGAGCUUUGGAGAUUUUUUUUUUUACCUUCCUCUCCAUCCUCCUCAUUGUGCUUUAUGGCAAGAUAAGUCUGGGUCCUUGUGGAGUCCAGCAGCUAAUAGAAAUGACCUUCGGUGGAAUGAUUUAGGUGGAAAGACAUUUUUUUACAUUGUACUCGAAUCAAAGGGGAUUAUAAUACUGCAAUAAAUGCUGAAUUUAUUUUAGGAUUUUUUUCUUACAUCUUUGACAGGAGUUCCCAUAAAUGUGCCUGACAUUUAUGGGAAUAUCAGCUGCACUUUAGACCCAUACACUAACAUAGGUUUUAAUAAAACAUGAAUGCAUCACAUCUGUAUCUAUUUAGUAAAUGUAAGCCACUAUUUUUGUAUUGGUCAAUUUUACACAGAAUAUUGUUUUCAAGGUGCCUGAAAUGAUUGUGUUUAUCAGACUGCUGCAGGUUUUUGUUUUUGCAAAACAAAAUCCUUUUUGAAAGAAUGAUGGAUUGUUUUUUUCCAAUUCAAAAUUAUUUUUCUAAAAUAAAGAUUUAAUGAAUGAAAACGUUUGUUUGCUCUGUUUAACAAGUUCAAAUCAAGAAGCGGGUUAAUUUAUAACAGUCUGUUUAUUAAACAAGGUAAAGAUACAAAGCUUUUUUUUUUUUUCUUUUUAUUUCCUUUUUUAAACAUUGAUAACCUUAGUUUAACUCCUCGGUCUUGGCUGUGCAUAUUUAGUCGUCUAGAAACUGUAUAUGAAAUCACAAUGCAAGACAGGAGAAAGUGUAAUAAAUCUACGGAAUAUCUUUUUCAUAGAGAACAUGGGUUAAACAGUUAUACAGAUUACAGCUCAAGAUCUCCAUGCGGAAUAAAACAAAAGACCAAAAUAAGAAAAUGCUUACAUGACUGAAAACUGUCGAACACAAUACAGAGUAAUGGAUCUGGGAUGAUGAACAAUUAAGGCUUACAUGUAUGGAACUGAUAUAAAAGAUGAAUAUUAAUAACAUACAGGUUGACUAAAAUAAUUACAGUAAAUUCAUACAUGAACCUUUACAAAUUCUAAACAGAACAUAUUGAUGGAAACCCAAAAAGUAGGUACUAUAAAUGAGUAACAGGUUUUACAGCAACAUGUACAUUUUUUC
This is a messenger RNA of Girardinichthys multiradiatus, 6832 nucleotides long. RefSeq names its product coiled-coil domain containing 30 (gene ccdc30). The transcript is spliced from 27 exons. NCBI's taxonomy places the organism in Eukaryota, Metazoa, Chordata, Actinopteri, Cyprinodontiformes, Goodeidae. Bases 289 to 3984 code for a protein of 1231 amino acids. The record is from RefSeq and is a predicted model, not a curated record.